UGAAAUGUAUGUGAAAGCUCACCAUAAUGUCAGUAUAUUGUAUGCUGAUGUUGUAAAUUAUUCUCAACUUACUGUUUCUUUACCUCCAACAAAACUUGUUGAAACUCUGAAUGAACUCUUUGGAAGAUUUGAUGAAGCAUCAGAGGAAAGAAAUGUUCUAAGGAUCAAGUUUUUGGGUGAUUGCUACUACUGCGUAGCAGGCGUACCUCAGUCAAAUCCUCUCCAUGCCAAAAGUUGUGUUGAUCUGGGACUAGAUAUGAUUGCCAUCAUCAAAGAUGUCAGGGAAUCUUGCGAUUUGCGGCAUGGCUUGGAUAUGAGAAUCGGCAUCCACUCAGGAAGUAUAUUAAGUGGAUUAGUGGGAAUUAGCAAAUGGCAGUAUGAUAUUUGGUCUCGUGACGUGAUCAUCGCAAACCAUAUGGAACAAACGGGUCAACCUGGUAAAGUGCAUGUUACUAAACAAACUCUUGACCUUCUGGAAAAUAAAUAUAACUACAAGCCUGCAGAUGGAGCUACUAGAAGUGCGCUUCUCCAAAAGAAUAAUAUUGAGACAUUUUUUAUUAUACCAGCUCAUCAGAAUCUUUCAGAAGAAGCUGCAAACGGAGUUCGCCUUUUCAAUCCAAAACAGAGCGCGAGUACAAAAAAAACACAUGCAGCAAUUAAGGCGGGCCGUCGUUCCUCGCCGGAGGUAAUGGCUGUCUCCAGAAGAAGAACGGCAUUUAUGGACAAUCAUCUGCACCAGUACCAGGAAACAUUAAGGAAAGCAGAAAAUCAUAUGGAAAAAUCCAUAGAAAGAAUGCAUCUCGGAAUUUACGAUCGUUGGACGUGCCGGGAAGAUAUUAACCCUUUCUGCCUUACUUUUGAGGUUUUGAGUUGGGAACUGCCCUUCAUUCAACAGCCGGAUCCUCUUUUCAAAUAUUAUAUUGCCUGUUCACUCGGGGUACUGAUUUUCAUGUUCCUCAUCCAAGGUAUUGGGAUUCCAAGUUAUCACUGGAUAGCAUGGACAGGGUUUGGAGUAGCUCUGACGAUUUUACUUUUUUGCAUCCCCUUGACGUGGACAUAUUUUCUAUGGAAUAAAUUUUGGGAUCCUCAUGGUGAUGAGGACGAUACUCCAGAACCCAAGAACUGCAUAGUGAAGUUUCUUUACGAUCUGUCAUUUAAUGCAUCAUCAAACGCUAUUUUUCGAACUUGCUUGUACAUUAUUGUUUCCGCAGUGUUAUCUGGGACUACUCUUCUCGAAUUGGUUGAUUGCAGGAAAAGUGCUUCCACUCAACAUGAAUGCUUAGCUUCAUGGGCGAUCAUUGGUAUAGAU
Molecule: messenger RNA, 1309 nt
Organism: Gryllus bimaculatus (two-spotted cricket)
Lineage: Eukaryota; Metazoa; Arthropoda; Insecta; Orthoptera; Gryllidae
Source: the annotation of a GenBank genome assembly